Molecule: messenger RNA, 1719 nt
Organism: Xyrauchen texanus (razorback sucker)
Lineage: Eukaryota; Metazoa; Chordata; Actinopteri; Cypriniformes; Catostomidae
Product: protein FAM177A1-like
Exons: 5
Coding region: 66-680 (204 amino acids)
Source: RefSeq, a predicted model, not a curated record
GCGAGGAGGAAACGCUUAAGCGAGCUUGCCUUGAAGAAGGAAACAGAGAGAGGGUGGAAGAAGACAUGGCUGAACUGUCACUGUAUCUGACAAACGUCAACGUGUCUCUUGGGCAAACUAUGGACACAGAGAAGAACUCUUCUGUCGUGAAAGAGUUUGAAAGUGUGGAACUCGGAGAUCUGGGGAAAAAGCAGCCGAAGAUUCCUCGCAGAACAAUCUACUUCGCGAGUGGUGAAACCAUGGAAGAGUUCAGUACAGAUGAUGAGGAGGAGGAAGAACCAGAGAAAAAGAACACUCUAAGUACAGUAGAUCCGGCUAAGUUGACCUGGGGUCCAUACUUCUGGUUCCAAAUGUGGAGAGUGGGUACGUCUACCAUCUCAGUUUGUGACUAUCUUGGUGAGAGAAUGGCCUCAUUGCUUGGAAUCACAACGCCAAAAUAUCAGUAUGCAAUUGAUGAGUACUACAGGAUGAAGAAGGAGGAGGAAGAGGAAGAAGAAGAGAACCGGCUCUCUGAGGAGGCAGAGCGGCAUUUUGACAAGCAGCAAAAUCAGGAGGGCCAGCAGCCAAAGAUUGAGCAGCCAGAGGCAACUGCUUCCUUUGUGAACGUGACCUUUGAACUUGAACAGGAAUCCCAUACAACACCUGAUGCUAAUAAAGUGCCUGCCCCCAUUCCCUCCUAAAUUGCUGUUCAAUCAAAAUUGAUUGAAAUUCAAAAUUGGAUGAUUUAACCCUAUUUACUGUAAACAUAAGUACAAGGUUUGCUUGAUUAAAUUUUUUGGGAAGUUUAUCAUAUAUGAUGCUAAAUUUGAACAUGAAGGUACAUGUUGUGUAUGCAUAGCUGACAAUAGUUCUGCUUUUGAAUUCAAAACUAUUUUAAUAAUUUAUAAACCUUUCAGUACAUAAGUAGAAAGUACCAGUAGCUUAUUAAAAAAAAAAUCCCCACUAAAACAAUUUUUUUUUUCUCAUUAUAAAAACCUACUAAACACUAUAACAACUGCAUGGAUCUCCAAUCUCUAAGGUGUUGUCAACUAGUAGACGAGUUAUAAAAUUAGUAAUUUACUAAGUUACUGAUUACAUUGAGUAUUUGAAAGGUCAAUGGUCAGAUGAGAAAAUGCACUUUUCAAUCAAAUGUCCUUUUGUAUUGUGAACACUAUUUUUGGUGUGUAUGUGAAUAUGUUGUCUACCUAUGUAAAACAUUUGAGUUAAAGUUUGUCUACUCGCACACGAAUGGAAAUGCAUUUCAUUUUGCGUAUGUUUAUUUGUGUACAAUGUUUUUUGUUUCUAUGUUUUUUUUGUAAGUGAAAAAAUGCAAACUUUUCUAUAUAAAUGUAUGUGAAAUAAUACAGCUUGUCUUGUAAUAUAUGAUUACUUAAAAACUUCAAAAUAUAACUUAACUUUUAUGUUUAUUCCUCUGGAUGUUUUUUUUUCAAGAGUAGUAUAAUUACUACUUUAUUACAGAACCUCUCUGUUCUUUUAAGUCCAGAAGCCAUUGAGAUCAAUGAGAAUGAAGUCACUGUAUCGCACUGACCGCUGUUAACCAGGUCUUGUAGGGAUCCUUGCAGGUUUGACCAUAUUAGAGAUUUCAUCCUGUACACACACGUGAAUUAUGAUACAGUUUGAUCACCAUAUUAUGAUUAGUUAAUGAUAAAUGUCACUGAAUUUUCCAUUUUGUGUGUGAUACAGAAUAUCUAUUACUAUUAAAAAGAAGAGGUCUUGUAC